Molecule: messenger RNA, 7283 nt
Organism: Mus musculus (house mouse)
Lineage: Eukaryota; Metazoa; Chordata; Mammalia; Rodentia; Muridae
Gene: Ankrd26
Product: ankyrin repeat domain 26
Exons: 34
Coding region: 1678-5568 (1296 amino acids)
Cellular component (GO): cytosol
Source: RefSeq, a predicted model, not a curated record
GAGCAUGCGCGGCAGCAAGAAGGCGCGGGUUGCUAGUUUGCAGCUCGGCUUGGCGAUUAUUGUGCUUUAAAAACCUGCCGGGCCAUGCAGCGUCUUUCCCGGUGGGAUCCCGUGCGUCUAGGCCGGCUUUUCAAUAAGUGCCCUAGCUGCGUUGUGUUGUCAGCCAACGUUGCGCGGGGAAGAAGGUGCCUGUGAGGGGCGUACCCUCUGCCAUGAAGAAGAUUUUUGGCUUCAGGAGUAAGGGCCCAUCGCCCUUAGGCCCCUCUGCCCGCCCGCGCAGCAACUGCGUGGGCUUUGGACGCGAGAGUGCUAGUGGCUCCCACGUGCCCAGGUACCAUAUUCACGACAAGGAUAUGGGCAAGAUCCACAAGGCUGCAAGCGUGGGAGAUGUAGCCAAAGUGCAGCAUAUCCUUAUCCUUGGAAAAAGUGGCGUGAACGAUAGAGACAAGAAGGACAGGACUGCUCUACAUCUUGCCUGUGCUUACGGCCACCCAGAAGUGGUGACUCUCUUAGUAGAGAGAAAAUGUGAGAUAGAUGCCCGUGACAGCGAGAGCAGCACGGCCCUCAUUAAGGCCGUGCAGUGCCAGGAGGAAGAAUGUGCAGCCAUACUGCUGGACCACGGGGCCGAUCCAAAUGUGAUGGACAGCAGCGGCAACACCGCCCUCCACUACGCGGUCUACAGUGAGAACACGUCCAUGGCAGCCAAACUGCUCGCACACAAUGCAAACAUAGAAGCCAAAAACAAGGAUGACCUAACACCUAUGUUACUUGCUGUAAAGGAAAAUAAACAACAUAUUGUGGAAUUUUUAGUAAAGAAGAAAGCAAGUAUUCACGCAGUUGAUCAGCUUGGAAGCAACAGGCAAAUGUUUGAAUAUGAUGGGAAGAGACUACAAAGAUCUGAAAACAGCAAUCCAGUGGAUAAUGGUUCUGAAGAUGGCUCUUUAACCAGGUCUUAUAACACACCUGGCCCUGCUGAUUCCUGGCCGACAUCAGAUGAGGAGGACUAUAACUUUGACAACAAGAAUGUCCCCAAAAUUAAUUUGACAGAGUUGUGGACAGCUGCUCAGCAGUCUAGGAAAAACCAAACAAAAUGUGGCUUUGAGGAGCUAGACAAUGGAGCCCGGUUUGAUGACAGUGAUUCCCCUAGUGAAAGUGAAGAUGCCAUUGAGGUUGAGCCUGCGCCAUCAGUCAGAGUCCAGACCCUCUCCCCAUCCCGUCAGUCACCUGACCCUGUGGCCAGAGGUGUCCGAUGCCCUGGAACUGGAAUUGCAUGUGAAUCUGAGCUUCUGUGGGUGUACUGAGAAUUACAGUUGUGUCCUCUGAAGACAGCAAGUGCCCCUAACUGCCGAGCCGUCUUCCAGCCCCAUGUUGUCCUCUGAAUACAUUCUUCAUGUCUGCCUUCCUGGUCCUUUGUCUACCUCAGACAGAGGGCAUGGACCUUUCGCUUACUCACUGCAGCCUGUCUUACUCAUUUUCACCAAACAGUGAAUAGCAAGCACCCUGUGAGCUGCAGGGUGAGUGAAGUUUCUGUUUUCUCCCCGAUAGGAAGGAGCAACCGAGCUAGCAAUUGAAGGAGAAGAAAACGGUACUGAUGUUAUUGAGAGCGCUUCACAGGAGCAACCAAAUCAUGACAAUUUAACCCGUGCUGAUGGUUGGCACAAAAGUAAUAAAAGUGAAAUGAUGUCUGCAUUAGGAUUAGGAGAAGACGAAGAUGAACACUCGCCUUGGGAUUCUGAGAGUAUCUCCGAGAGUGUGUCACUGAAAGACGUAGGUCACUUCUCUGGGACUGCAGAUCAAACGGGAAAAAGGAGAGCACAUGGACAGAUAGAAGAUGUGACUUAUAUACCUUCUUGCAUGAGUGGAUCAAGAAGCUUUAAAAUGGCUAAACUAGAGGAGUCAAGAAAUGUAGGCCUUCCGGUAGCCCACAUGGAGGCCCCCAGGAAAUAUGCAAUCAUGGAGCCUACCAUCGAAAGGAGGGCUCCUGUUCUGAACAAAACGGAGACAGUGGGAAUGACGGAUGCACAGACUUUCAAGUCAGAGCCAGAAUCAGUAUCAAGAGAAGAACAGACAAGGCUCAGUGGCAGCGAGGACAGCCAGCAGAAGGUUGAAGAAAAGAGAAAAUACAAAAAUAACGAAGCAGAACCCUCAGGAAAUCUAUACAGCGGUGCUGCUGACGGCGGUGCUGAUGUAAAGCCACAGAGUGGAGACACUGAGAACCAGCAGUCUCCCCGGGAGGGGAGUGAGGGACGUGGCAGUGGUCCUGCCUUGCUUAUGAAGGAAGCAAAGAAAAUGGAAAAUGAAAAAUGGGUAUCCAGAGAGCCCGCGAGGACGGCAAUGAGUGAGCGCACCGGCUUACCAACUGGUGGCUGGCCACAAAUGCAGGAUGGUUCCUGCUGGAGUGACACGGACCAAAGUGAAGCCAGGCCCACAAAGAAAACAUCUAGUAAACAUAACAAGGACAGCGGGCAGACAGCUGCAGUGGACAACCUUGACGACUUUACUGAGUCGUCUGAAACAGCCUCUGAGGACCAUGAGCUCCAGGGCCCUGAUUCCGAGAGCAUUUUGUGUGCGAUCGAGCAUCUCAGACUGGAGUGUAAAGAUACUGCUAGUCUAUUGAAAAUCCGGGAUGCCGUUUAUUCAUAUAAACGAUUAAUAGAACUUAAAAGAAGCCACUGUGAACUACUUACAGGAAAACUGAAAAGAAUGGAAAACAAAUAUAAGGGAUUGCAGAAGGAAAUGUCAGAGACAGAAGAAGUGAAGUCACGGUUGGAACAUGAAAAGGUCGGAUGGGAACAGGAGCUCUGCAGGCUGAGAUUUGCACUGAAACAAGAGGAAGAGAAGAGGAGGAGUGCAGACCAGCUUUCUGAGAAAACCUCGGAGCAGCUUAGAAGGAAAGGCGAGCAGUGUCAGAGUGAGGUGGAAGCCAGGCAGCAGCUUGAAGCCUCUCUCAGAACCCUGGAGAUGGAGCUGAAGACGGUGAAAAGCCAUCUCAACCAGGUCUUAGAGGAACGAAAUGAGACUCAGAGGCAGCUCUCCCGAGAACAGAAUGCCAGAAUGUUACAAGAUGGGAUUCUUGCAAGUCACCUCUGCAAGCAAAAGGAGAUAGAAAUGACGCAGAAGAAAAUGACUUCUGAGGUUUCUGUUAGUCAUGAAAAAGAAAAAGAUCUAUUGCAUAAAAACCAGAGGCUGCAGGAUGAAGUUGCUGUGUUACGACUGGAAAUGGACACAAUAAAAAGCCAUAACCAGGAGAAGGAAAAGAGGUAUCUUGAGGAUAUUAAGAUUGCAAAUGAGAAGAAUGACAACCUUCAAAGGAUGGUCAAGCUGAAUGAAGAAACAUUUACAAAAACCAUAUUCCAGUAUACUGGACAGCUUAAUAGUCUUAAAGCUGAGAACACAAUGCUGAGUUCUAAGCUGGACAACGAAAAACAAAAUAAGGAGAGACUGGAAACAGACGUUGAGUCGUUCCGAUCUAGGCUGGCUUCUGCUCUGCAUGAUCACGCUGAAAUUCAGACAGCAAAAAGAGACCUAGAAAUUGCUUUCCAGAGAGCGAGAGAUGAGUGGUUUCGUGUGAAAGACAAGAUGAAUUUCGAUAUGUCUAACCUCCGAGAUAACAAUGAGGUUCUCUCCCAACAGCUUUCUAAAACUGAAAGGAAGUUGAAUAGCCUAGAAAUUGAGUUUCAUCACACGAAAGAUGAGCUUCGAGAGAAGACGCUGGCGUUAAAGCAUGCGCAGAGAGACCUGAGCCAGACCCAGUGCCAGAUGAAGGAGGUGGAGCACAUGUUUCAGGACGAACAAGGCAAAGUGAGCAAGUUCAUGGGGAAGCAGGAGUCCAUAGAGGAGAGGCUGGCCCAGCUGCAGAGUGAGAACACGCUGCUCCGGCAGCAGCUGGACGACGCUGCCAACAAGGCCGAGAGCAAAGACAAGACCAUAGUCAACAUCCAAGACCAGUUCCAGGAUGUGCUAACCAGGUUCCAAGCUGAGAGUCAGCGGCACAGCCUGAGGCUAGAAGACAGAAACCAGGAGUUAGUCAGUGAGUGCAGCCAUCUAAGAGAAAGACUGUGUCAGUACGAGAACGAGAAAGCCGAAAGAGAGGUAGUUGUGAGGCAACUCCAGCAAGAAUUGGCUGAUACCCUAAAAAAGCAGUCGAUGUCAGAGGCUUCGCUGGAAGUCUCCUCCCGCUACCGCAGCAAUUUAGAAGAAGAGGCGCGAGACUUAAAGAAGAAAUUAGGUCAGCUCAGAAGUCAGUUGCAGGAGGCGCGGGAUCAACACAGAGAGGCUGUACACCAUGCUGAGAAGAUGGAAGACCACCUACAAAAGCUUGAACUUGAAAAAUCCAAGUUCGAAAUUACAAUUAAAAAGCAAUCAGAGGAAAUUGAUCAACUUCAGGAAAACCUGUCAAGGGUGAAUUUGUCUGAAGAGGAUAAGGAAAAACUGCAGAAACUUACCGAGUUGAAGGAGUCUCUGGAAUGUACUGUGGAUCAAGAACAGAAGAGAAGCAGUGCGUUAGAAAAAGAACUGGCAGAAUUUAAGGAAGUCUUAAAAAUGACCAAAAAAGAAUUAAAUGAAUAUGAAAACAGAGAACUUAAUCUUCGUCAAGAUAUAAAAAACAAUCACCUUGAAAUGGAUAUCCCAGUUAGUACACUAAUAAAAAAGAUUGAUGAUCUUACAGCAAAACUGGAAACUGCAUCUUCAAAAUGUCUACAUCUGGGUAAAAAAAAUCAGCUGCUUCAGCAGGAGUUACUAUUGAUGAGGACUAUACAAAAGAAGUGUGGGAAACUAGAGAAGAAUAAAAAGCAAUUGGAGCAGGAGGUCGUGAACCUCAGAAGUCACAUGGAGAAGAACAUGGUGGAGCACAGCCAAGCACAGCAGUACGCGCGGGAGGUCGAAGAGCGAGCGAGGCAGGACUUGGUGGAAAAGUUAAAACAGGUCAACCUCUUCCUGCAGGCUCAAGCAGCAUCCCAGGAGAGCUUGGAGCAGUUAAGAGAGAACAGUAACGCUUCGGUUAGAAGUCAGAUGGAGCUCAGGAUUAAAGACCUGGAGUCCCAGCUCUACAGAAUGAAAGCCCAGGAAGACUUCGAUAAAAUAGAACUGGAAAAGUAUAAGCAGCUCUACCAGGAAGAGUUCAGAGCUAGAAAAUCGCUGUCAAGUAAACUAAACAAGACCAGUGAGAAGCUGGAGGAGGCCAGCAGCAAGCUGCUCCUGGAGGAGCAGCAGAACAGGUCCUUGCUGAGCACUCUGAGUACAAGGCCUGUUGUGGAGUGUCCUUGUGUUGGAAGUUUCCAUAAUAGUUUGGUAUUCAACAGAACUCUUAUUCCAAGAGAAAACAUAGUGGUUCCUACUUCAGGCCUACAGCCAUCAAAUAAGAGAGUGGAGAUCUACCUGACCAAGAUGCAUCAAGAGUUGGAAAAAAGUAUAAAUAGAGAACUUAAAGAAGCUACUGCUGAACUUGAAUCUGAGUUCUGCAGAGUUUCUCCCCUGGGAUCUGCUACUAAAGCAAGCCAAGAUCAACUCUCAGACGCAUCGCAAGAAUUUAUAGACAUUCUAAAGAAAAAAUAUAUGAUCUGCUGAAUUUAAAAAGAGAAAAAGGAAGAAAAAGUAGAAGUGGGACUUUUUGGGAGAGAGGAUCAGAGAAGUUAAAGGGGCACGUGCUGUGUGUCUGAAAUGUCUCCGUGGCCUGGGUGUGGUGGCACGUGUCUUUGACUCCAGCACUUGGGAAGCAGAGGCUGGUAGAUCUCUGAAUUCAAGGGCAGUCAGAGCUACAUGUCUCAUACUGAAAAAUAAAGUCAUAAUGGAACCUACUAUUUUGUACAAAUAAUACACAUUAAUAUACAUGAUCUAAAAUAUAACAUUUUGGGCUGGAAAGGUGCCUCAGGAGUUUGAGAGCACUGGCAGCUCUUCCCUAGGUCCUGAAUUCAGUUCCCAGCAUCCAUAUGGUGGCUCUAACCAUCUAUAAUGUGAUCUGGUGUCCUCUUUUGAUGUGCAGGAUUAUGUGCAAAUAGAACACUCAUAUUCAUAAAAUAAAUCUUUAAAAAAAGAAAACAAAGAUAUAAGUGCUUAUUAAAAUAAAUAAAACAUAUUUAUUAAACUGUUUAUAUUUGUAUUAACCAUAUAACUUGAAAGCACGAGAAAAACUUUUUCGUCAUAUGUAUUAGAAAUUAAUAUAUUUACCAGGAGUUUUUUGGUGGUCGUAAGCAGAUUUUGCAAGUAUUAUUGAACCAGUAUUACUAAAUUUUACUUAUGAAAACACCCUAAAGCGAGUUGUUCAAACAACCAAGUUACCGUGAAUACUUUGGUGGGAUGAAAUACCAUCCUUGUGUUUAUAUUUUUCUAUUUUUGUCACUCUGCAUGGGCCAAAAGAUUUAGCCAGACAUCAGUUCAGUUCAGUAGGCUGCUGCCUUGGCCACUGUUAAUGUUUUCACGGUUCCCAGCCAUAGUGUUGCCACCAAACUUAACUUUAAUUUUAAGCACUGAUCAUUCUUGAUCCUGUGGAACAGCACGAUGACCUAAGGCUUUUCACCAAGUCUCUUUAUUCAUUUGCUGGUUCAUCCUUGAUAGUUUUUUCAAGUCAUAAAAUUAGGGAGAAGCUCAGGUAAUUCUAUCCCGCUCGUCUGAACCAUUUGAGAGAGCCUUGCUGCCGGCCAUUGUCAUUCCUUACUACUUCAGUAUUUAUUGUAGUUAGCAACGCUCUAAGUAACUGUAGUGUCGCCUUUGUAACGAGAAGGCUAACACUAACAGAUUCCUUUCCAGCUUGGCUUCUUCUCUACAGUGUCCUUUAAUAAAGACUGGUCCCAUUCGGACCGAUGGGUCCCAGGUACUGACGUUCUGAGACUCCUUCAGUCUGGAACAUUGUUCAGUCCUUCCUGGACUUUCACGACCUUAAAUCUUCAAGGGGCAAUUCGUGUAGUAUGUUCUUGAAUUGAAUUUUUCUAUUUUAUUAUGUUUCAUCGCGCAUUCUUGGCAGAAGUAUUACAGAAGUAAUUUUUCUCACUUAAUCCUAUUAUGUGAUCUCUAAUAUAGAUGUUUCUCUGUUAUUAUGAUGUUGAUAUUGAUCACUAGAGCAAUUACCUACUGUUUUUCCUCAGUAUAUUUACUUUUGUUUUGUAAUAAUUGAUAUGUGGAGAGAUAAUUUGUGACUGUAAAUAUCUGCUUCUUAUCAAAUGUACAAUAUAUUCAUUUACUAGUAUUCAUGUAGAUUAAUGGCUCUUUAUUUUAUUUAAUGAGAUAUAAGUUAUUGAUAACAAAUUAUUUUUAUAUUUUAAUAAAUUAAAUUUUUGAGAAUUUCA